Caenorhabditis angaria is the source of this 981-nucleotide messenger RNA. The record is from the annotation of a GenBank genome assembly. Lineage: Eukaryota; Metazoa; Nematoda; Chromadorea; Rhabditida; Rhabditidae.
AUGAGUCUCUUAGUAACUGCUACGUUUCUUAUUUUUUGCGUUGGAUUUGGAUUCGUUUCAUCGAAUGCAAUUGUUUUCUAUGGAACUAUAGGUUCAACUACAAGCUGCAAUACAAGCCUGACUCUAACAUGGGCUGAAUGUGUGACCGAGUGCAAUUCAAAUACGUCAGAUUGUAUUGUAAGUGGAAUCAAUUUGUGUAAGAAUUCAAGUUCUAGUUCUCAAAACUCAUUUCUAAAUUUAGCCCUCUAGAAAACCCAAGUGGCCCGGGUAACUUCUGAGAAGCCCAGGAACACUUCUCGACUAGUAAAUUCCCCUUUUCAGCUGGCUUUCUACGAUUCUUCCAAAAAAUGCAAUCUUUGCUUGUAUGGUCAAGUUAGCAAUGUGACUUACACAAAUGAACCGACAGAUUUGGAAAUUGCUCUAAAACUGAGCAAUGAGGUCGACUGCAAGUCAGUCAUGUCACAACUGGAAACUACUGGAAAAUUUGAUGAAUUCAAGCAAUGCGAAGAUGGUUGGACAAAAUAUACACGCGAGAAAACAAUAUGGUGUGUCACGCAAAUUAGACCAACAAGAGACAGUGGUUUGAAUUACACGGAAGCUGUUAAAUUGUGCAAUGAAUUGGAAGCGGUCGUUUCUGGAGUGGAGAAUUCAGACGAACUACAACAGUUUACUGAUGAAAUGACUGGUGGAGCAUGGGUUUCGAACUACACAAAAAUAAAUGAUGUGAGAUUAAUUUAUGUUUUAUUUGAAUUUGAAUAUUUCAGACUUAUCAAUGGGUUGCUGAUUCAUAUGCUUCUGAAUUAAAAUCUGCGUUAUUUGUAAAUCAAAAUAUUUCGGAUGACUUAAAUUGUGCGACUAUAAGUGGAUCCAGCAUGUCACAGAUUGGGUAAGAAAAAUGUGAGAUUUAAAUUCAAAAUAUUUUUCAGAUGUUCUACUAAUACAAAAUCAUUGGGCGCGAUUUGUGGGAAACCAAUUUGGUAA